AUGUCUACAAGGUUUCCCAUGAUAGCACCGAAGGUUGCAGUAAUCAGCGAUGAUAUGAUGGCCAGCGUGGCCGGCUUGGAUAUUCUUCCCAGUGGAGGAAACGCUGCAGAUGCAGCAGUCGAAAUGGCAGCCUGCAUGCACGUGUUGCAGCCUUUCAGCUCUGGUCUUGGCGGCGACUGUUUCGCCCUCUACCACAACGCGCAAGAAAAGCAGGUGCACUGUGUGGACGGAAGUGGCAGUAGUCCAGCAGGCCUUACUCUGGAGCUCGUGGAGUCUCGAUACCUUCACCAGAAGCAGAUGCAGUUGAGUUUCUCCGAGCUGUUUUCACCGGCGAUGCACUACGCCGAGCAUGGUUUUCCCAUAGAUCACACAAAGUAUCAUAUUAUGGCGUCAUUCUUUAUCAUACAACCGCAGAGGAUUGCCGCUGAGGGACCGCGUGCGAUAUACGAAGGCUUCGUGGCUGAAUGCAUGGUAGAAGCCGUGCACUCUGCGAGUGGUGUCUUGUCGACCAAGGACCUUUCCGACCAUCGGGCGUCAUCGGAGCCCAUGCAGGUGGAACCCGUGAAAACGACAUAUCACGGAAACGUAACUGUGCACACAACACCACUUCCCACUCACGGGGCUCUGAUGCUCGAGGCACUCAAUAUCCUCGAAGGUUUUGAUCUGCAUUCACUACAAGAACUUCCGGGCCAGUUCGAACACGUUAUGGUAGAGGCAUUACGGCAUGCUACAGCUGACGGCAUGCGAUAC
Molecule: messenger RNA, 750 nt
Organism: Rhipicephalus microplus (southern cattle tick)
Lineage: Eukaryota; Metazoa; Arthropoda; Arachnida; Ixodida; Ixodidae
Product: glutathione hydrolase proenzyme
Source: RefSeq, a predicted model, not a curated record